AUGCCAAGGACUGCCAGCUUCCAGAACAUUACGGUGCUGGAGUCUCUGGGUGAAAUGAACUGGGAGACAAAUUGGACGAACGAAUCCAAAGAUGCUGCAGGCUUCGAUUAUCAGCAUGUCCAAGUUCCCUUUGAGAUUACUUUGUGGAUCUUGUUGGCUUCCUUGGCCAAAAUAGGUUUCCAUCUGUUUGAAAAACUACCAUCAGUUGUUCCUGAAAGCUGCCUAUUGAUCGUGGUUGGCCUUAUCAUGGGAGGCAUAAUCUUUGGCUUGAAUGACAAGUCACCUCCCCUUAUGGACAGUGAUAUCUUCUUCCUCUAUCUCCUGCCCCCUAUUGUCCUGGAUGCAGGCUACUUCAUGCCAAGUCGCCCGUUUUUCGAGAACAUCGGAACCAUCCUCUUGUAUGCCGUGGUGGGAACAAUCUGGAACGUCUUUGGCAUCGGAUUUUCUCUCUACGUGAUAUGUCAAGCAGAUGCUUUCCAGCUGGGUGACAUCUCCUUGCUUCAUAACCUCUUAUUCAGUAGCUUGAUUGCCGCUGUUGACCCGGUUGCUGUUCUCUCAGUCUUUGAAGAGAUCCAUGUCAAUGAAAAGCUUCACAUUUUGAUAUUCGGGGAAUCUCUCCUCAACGAUGCUGUGAGCGUUGUGCUCUACAGGCUGUUCCGAUCCUUCUGUGAAAUGCCAACCAUCAGAACUAUAGACGUGUUUGUGGGCAUCGGGAAGUUUUUUGUGGUUGGCGUUGGUGGGCUUUCAGUCGGCCUUCUCUACGCCAUGACUGCAGCCUUCACCACUCGCUUUACCAAAAAUAUCUUGGUGAUUGAGCCGCUUUUCGUCUUCCUCUACAGCUACUUAUCCUAUCUCACUGCAGAAAUGUUCCAUCUCUCUGGCAUAGUGGCAAUCAUAUCUUGUGCCAUGGGCAUGAAGCGUUAUGUGGAAGCCAACAUCUCCCUCAAGUCCCACACGACGAUUAAAUACUUCAUGAAGAUGUGGAGCAGCGUGAGUGACACCCUCAUCUUCAUCUUCCUUGGCGUCUCUACUGUUGGGGACAAUCACGAGUGGAAUUGGCCCUACAUCUGCUUCACCCUCAUUUUCUGUCUCCUUUGGCGAGCACUGGGUGUUCUGGUCCUCACGUUCAUCAUCAACAGGUCACACAUCAAUGCGGUUACACGCAAGGACCAGUUCAUUAUUGCAUAUGGCGGCCUUAGAGGGGCCAUCUGUUUCUCCUUGGUGGUUUUGCUACCUGAUUUCCACAGGAAGAAGCUUUUCACUGCGGCAACCACAGUCGUUAUCCUCUUUACUGUCUUUGUACAGGGGAUGACCAUUCGUCCUCUUGUAGACUGGCUACACGUCACUCGAAAGCAAGAAAGUAGCCCCACCGUGGGAGAACAAAUUCAUAUCCGGUUCCUGGACCAUUUGUUGGCUGGUAUUGAAGAUAUAUCAGGACACUGGGGACAGUAUUAUUGGAAAGACAAAUUAGAGUAUUUCAACAGCAAACACUUGCAGAAAUAUUUGGUCCGGGAAUAUAAGCAACCCAAAUCCAGUAUUGUCCUCCUGCAUGAGAAAUUGGAGAGGAAGCGUGCCAUUCAGUUAGCUGAAGCAGGUCAGCUUUCAUGGAGGCCAUCCCUCGUAUUUUCUGCAAUAGAUAUAAAAAGUGUGGGUCCUAAAACCUUAGGGGACACCGCUGUUAAGAGUCUCAGUCAAGACGAGGUGAAUGACAUCCAGAAGAUAUUGGAGAAGAACUUGUACAAAACAAGGAGGAUGGUAUAUAAUCGACACACACUUCCUUGGGAAGCAGAACCAGUGGAGCAGGUCAAAGAAAUCGUCAUCUUCAGGCACAAAAGUUUGCAAAUCUGCUCCGAGAGAAGUGCCUCGGAUUAUCUCAGCAAGGAGGUACAAUGGUUGUGA
Ahaetulla prasina is the source of this 1899-nucleotide messenger RNA. Its product is annotated as sodium/hydrogen exchanger 2-like. Gene Ontology annotation, biological process: sodium ion transport; proton transmembrane transport; regulation of pH. The record is from RefSeq and is a predicted model, not a curated record. Gene Ontology annotation, cellular component: membrane. The transcript has 12 exons. Gene Ontology annotation, molecular function: sodium:proton antiporter activity. Lineage: Eukaryota; Metazoa; Chordata; Lepidosauria; Squamata; Colubridae. The coding region runs from base 1 to 1899 and encodes 632 amino acids.